GACGAUCUUCUUCUUCUCAAGGCCCACCCCCUUCUGGAGCUGCAUUUGUCAGAUGGUUCCCACAACAAGGCCCCUGGACCAACUUAAAUACUGAGCCGACCGCAACGAACGAGCAUCAUGGUUCUCCCUCCUCUCCAUCUACCUCUCCUGUAAUUCCAGAGAACGAAACCAUGCCUAACACAACUCAGUCACCUGCCUUCAGUCAAAUUCACUUUAUUAUGGAAAAUCCAGCUGAAAGCGCUUUCCAGUCGUCUCCAAUUCAAUCAUCCCUUCUGUUGACCCCGAAUGGUUCUCCACUCCUCCUCCCAGCCCAUAACCAAGUUUCUACCACCCCCGUUACCACUCCAUCAGGUUCCCUCGCUCCAGGCAUUCCUUCCCUUCAAGAGACCCCAUUCUCGCUAGAUCAAGAGGAAGACCGACCAGACGCUGGACCCGAUGCUGAACCUGACGCUGAUGAUCCUAACAGGGAUUUUAUGAUGCUCGAGGCUACUUCAAACACCAUCCACAGCGACACCAGCCCCAGAUCACCUGAUGAAGCCAAUCCUUCCAACCUCCAUAUUGGCCAAAGUCCCCCCCUCGUCGCUACUGAGCCCAGCACGGAAGCAGAGUCUGAGUCGCGAGUCAUCGAGGACACUGCGAACAUACUCCUCAUGUCUUUUACACCAGACCAACCAUCCAUAAAUCCGUUGUUCCUUCUGCCCCUACCCCGUGCUCUUUCUACCGAACCCAAUGAGACGUACUGGACCGCAGAUGAAGACAAUGCUCCAGAUUCCCCUUCGUUCUGGAAUGACACCGGUCUCUUGUCAGACGCCUCAGCACCCAACCCUGACCCUCUUUACUCGCCUACCUCCACUUCACCAGGAGUCACCUGGGGCGAAGGAUUCACUGACAACUUUGACAACGAUCUUUAUAAUGAAGACUGGUAUAGUUCCAAAGAUGAAUGGGAUGCGGCAGUCAAGGCUUUUUCUCCUGCUCCCUUAGAAGAUGUCGCACCUUGGUGCUACGGGCAAGAUGGUCAGGAUCCAGAAAACUCGGAUGGAGAUGAUGAUACUGACAAAGAGCAGAUGAAUACUGGUACUGUCUAAAUGUUUUGAUCGAAUCUGUAAAGUAGUGAUUCUAUUUUUUCUUAUCUACAGACUCUAUGCUUCUUCCUUUUUACGACCGGCAAGUCGUAAAACUGCAUUCUUUUUCUUCCUUCCCCUCUUCUUCUAUUUCAUCUUCCUCUCCCCCUCCCCCUGCUCCCCUUUCUCAUCACAGUUGUUCUGACCAGCAAGUCAUAAAACUGCAAGAUACCGCCUCUCUUUAUCUAUUCACUUCA
Phlegmacium glaucopus is the source of this 1318-nucleotide messenger RNA. The record is from the annotation of a GenBank genome assembly. Lineage: Eukaryota; Fungi; Basidiomycota; Agaricomycetes; Agaricales; Cortinariaceae.